AUGGCUCGCUCCGAAGAAGAUAUCCAGUGGGAGAAGAGCGAAGGGAUCCCCCAGGUCGACGAUCCCUUUAUCCAAAAGUAUCUCAACGGUCGCGAGGCACUCGUAGAGCAGGAACACAAACAGAGACAUGACUUUGCAUUCCGCAGCUCAAUGUCCGCUGUGGCCCAGGAAGCCUGCAAAAUCGUAUCCACAAUUCGUGAAAAGGAACUUCGCGAAAUAUGGACCAAGGACAACAAUGGCCCAGACGAUGAAUUGUUGUAUCCCGGGAUGAUGUUCACUGUUGCCCGGGAGCGCAUGGAACAGACGAAACUGUGGAAAAUCCUAGAACGAAUGCCCAAAGGCGCUCUUCUACAUGCCCACAUGGACGCCAUGUUUGAUCUUGAUUUUUUGAUUGAUCAGGCUUUUGAGACGCCGGGGAUACAUAUGUCGGCUCCGGCACCAUUGUUGACCAAGGAUGACUUGGAGGUUGCUCCAUUCACCUUCCAGUUCUUAACUCAUGUGCCUGAAGAGUCUGAGAAUAAAGAGCCAAUAUGGAGUAAAGACUAUAAACCGACUUCCUUUAUCCAUAUUCGCAAAUCAGCCACCACAUUCCCGGAUGGAGGGGAAGAUGGAUUUCGAAGAUGGCUCAAGGGUCGAAUGAUGAUAUCAGCGGAACACUCAUAUUACCACCACCAUGGCGUGAAUGCCAUAUGGCGUAUAUUUGAACGCGUAUUCCCAAUCUUACAGUCUAUUAUAUUCUACGAGCCAAUAUUCAGACGAUGUUUUCGGCGCAUGCUUGCACAAUUAGCGAAAGAUGGCAUCAGAUACGUCGAUUUCAGAGCAGCCUUCGUAUUCGAAUGGCGCAAAACGGGGAGCGAGAAGACAGAAAGCGACUUUGUGGAGUUCUUCCGAGUGUUCAAGGAUGAGAUUGAAAAGUUCAAGGAGAGUGAAGAAGGAAAAGACUUUUAUGGCGCGAGGAUGAUCUGGACGACGAUUCGAGCUUUUUCGAAUAGAGAUAUUGUUGAGAGCAUGGAGCAAUGCAUAAUUGCUAAGCAUGAAUACCCGGACAUGAUAUGUGGAUUCGAUCUUGUUGGUCAAGAAGAUAAGGGGAGAACCCUUGCCGAUUUGAUACCGUUACUAUUCUGGUUUCGCAAAGUCUGUGCAGAGGAAAGAGUCCAGAUUCCCUUUUUCUUCCACGCUGGUGAAUGUCUGGGAGAUGGCGAUGACACGGAUAAGAAUCUCUACGAUGCAGUUCUACUAGGCACGCGACGCAUUGGACAUGGAUAUUCACUCUACAAGCAUCCACUAUUAAUCAAUCUAGUGAAAGAGAAGAAAAUUCUGAUCGAAUGCUGUCCUAUAUCCAAUGAAAUCCUCCGCCUAUCAAGCACCAUCAAACAUCACUCGCUUCCCGCGCUCUUGUCUCGCGGAGUAUCCGUUUCCCUCAACAACGACGACCCUGCUGUCUUGGGUCAUGGAAAAAACGGACUGACCCACGAUUUCUGGCAGACGCUCCAAGGCCUAGAGAAUCUGGGGUUGUCGGGACUUGCCACCAUGGCCGAAAAUUCGAUCCGAUGGAGUUGCUUUGAAGAUCAGACUAUGACCGAGUGGCAGACAGACAUCAAGCAGGGGAUAGCUGGCCAGGGAGUCAAAGCGAGGAGGUUGCAGGAAUGGUAUCAGGAUUUUGAAAAAUUUUGUCAAUGGAUUGUGUUGGAGUUUGCGGAUGAGGUUGAUGAUUAG
This is a messenger RNA of Talaromyces marneffei, 1716 nucleotides long. RefSeq lists its product as uncharacterized. Bases 1 to 1716 code for a protein of 571 amino acids. Gene Ontology annotation, molecular function: adenosine deaminase activity. Lineage: Eukaryota; Fungi; Ascomycota; Eurotiomycetes; Eurotiales; Trichocomaceae. The record is from RefSeq and is a predicted model, not a curated record. Gene Ontology annotation, biological process: adenosine catabolic process; inosine biosynthetic process. The transcript is spliced from 2 exons.